AGAAAUGGCGAGUACUUCAUCUUCCUCCGAGGUUCUGAUUCAAACCCUAACUAACAGAGGCUGGUGUUUUCGAGAAAUCGAUCAAAUCAAGACGCUAAUCGAAACUAAGUUCUCUGGGGAUUAUAGCACCAUUGGUUCUAUCGAAUUGGAGCUCUGUAACAUGGACUUACGAGUAAUCGGAGGGAAAUGUUUACCUGAUGCUUCUACCCUCCGCAAAUCCACUCAUUUUCAUGGCCCUAAAGUUCUUCAGGUAUCUUCUGCGAAGGACAUAUGUAGAAGUAGUAUAGCUGAGAGUUCAGAGGGGUCUAGCAGUAAACGGCUAUUGAGAUUGAAGCUUACUGAUGGUCAUUCAGAUAUGACUGCUGUAGAGUUCACUCAUAUUCCCUCCAUUCCAGAUAAUGUUGUUCCAGGCACCAAGAUCCGCUUGGAAAAUAAUGUUGUAAUGCACAGCGGUAUUUUAUGCUUGAAUGCAAAGGUAGUAACUGUUCUUGGAGGUAUUGUUCCAGCGUUGUAUGAAGAGUGGGAGAUGAACCGUAAAUAUGCAGGGUUUACCCGUUCAACCUUAAAGUUGUCACAGAGUGAUGACACAGGUGGUCCACCACCUUUCGAGAAGUUUCAGGCAGGGGCACCUUCAAGACGGAUCAAUCAACAAAACAGAUUUUUUGACAACUCUAAGGCAACAUCGAAAGCUUCUGGACCUACUGUUUUCGAAAAGGGUACAAGGUCUGGUUCUUUGCAGACAACUGGAUCACGAGCUUCUGAUCUAAAACCCAAUAGCAGGGACGCUAAUGUGAAGUCGGGUUCUUUUACUGAAAAAACCGAAGAAAACCAACCUUCUCUUGAAGCAAGACCAAAAGAAGUAGCCGAGUCUGCUCCUGUGCAAAAUCAGGCUGCUGCACAAAAGCUUCUCCAAAAACUGAGUAUUUCUAACCGCAAUGAAGGGCAUUCUAGAGGUUGGAAACAAAGAGGGAGGGGUAAGGAGGAGGAUUCUGAUGUUUUAACUCUAGAGGAAUGGGAAAAGAAAAGAGCUAGCGGGAGCUCUUCAUCGAGACAAGAACCCCCAAAUGUUACUCGAGAUGAGGAUCUUGCACGCCAGCUUCAAAACCAAUUCGAUUUGGAAGACAUUCAUGAACAGAGGGGUCCUCAUGUGACAGAAGCAGAUGAUAUCAGAAUGAGCAUGUUUAGUUUUGAAAGAGAUGAUCCUGGAGCCCAUGGUAGGGGAGAAUUCAGGGGCAGGGGGAGGGGGCGAGGCAGGAGAAGGGGGAGGGGGCGCGGCAGAGUUGGAUAA
This is a messenger RNA of Cynara cardunculus var. scolymus (artichoke), 1288 nucleotides long. RefSeq names its product tudor domain-containing protein 3. The transcript is spliced from 6 exons. Gene Ontology annotation, cellular component: nucleus. The record is from RefSeq and is a predicted model, not a curated record. The coding region runs from base 5 to 1288 and encodes 427 amino acids. Lineage: Eukaryota; Viridiplantae; Streptophyta; Magnoliopsida; Asterales; Asteraceae.